UGUGUGUGUGUGUAUGUUUCAGAGAUUAUAGACCUGUGUGAUGAACGAGGAGUGCUGAAAUUCCUCUUCCUGCCCCAGAAUUCACAGCAAUCUGCUCGUGGACUGCUAAAGGCUAAAGAGUCAUUCAUUGUUUGCAUUAUUAAGCGUAGAUCUGAUGGGGCUUAUAAUUCUGUCACAUCACUGUUAUCCGGUGUUGACCCUGCUGUAAUAGAGACCCUGCAGACUCAGAUUGAUAAUCUUGAGAAAACUCGUCUGAAGCAGCUUCAUAUUGUGGAGACUCGUAUGACUUCAUCAGAGGAAAUCAAUGCUCUGACUCUGUCCACUAAAACUACUAAAAAGCGCAAGAAAGUUACACAUGCAAAUGCCCCUGAUGAAGAAGUCCAGCGCCACACAGGGGACAGGAAGAGCAGGAAUUGA
Messenger RNA from Cyprinus carpio (common carp), 417 nucleotides. RefSeq lists its product as uncharacterized. The record is from RefSeq and is a predicted model, not a curated record. The transcript has 4 exons. NCBI's taxonomy places the organism in Eukaryota, Metazoa, Chordata, Actinopteri, Cypriniformes, Cyprinidae. The annotation marks the transcript as partial.